This is a messenger RNA of Topomyia yanbarensis, 862 nucleotides long. Its product is annotated as androgen-induced gene 1 protein-like. The transcript is spliced from 3 exons. The record is from RefSeq and is a predicted model, not a curated record. Bases 134 to 841 code for a protein of 235 amino acids. NCBI's taxonomy places the organism in Eukaryota, Metazoa, Arthropoda, Insecta, Diptera, Culicidae. Gene Ontology annotation, cellular component: endomembrane system; membrane.
UCAUUCCAUUGCUAUCUGCGUAAAAGUUCACGAGUGCACUCAAAGUGUUUAGUCUUGCCAAGUUUACAUAGCUGAGCGGUGCUGUUACGUACCUUUUUAUUGUAAACAAUCGAACAAUAACAUCACUUUGACAAUGGCAGAUUUACGCAUAUUUCUUCACCUAGCCGCAGCAUUCUAUUUUUACUAUAGCAUCUACGGUUUCGCCGGUAUCGAGUUUCCCCCGGAUAUGUUACCAUUCGGGGUCAAAUUCGGUGGGAUGUGGAAGUAUCUAACCAUUUGGAAUGCGGUCCUACAAGCAAUCUAUUUCACCGUGGCCUUGAUAAACGAUCUUAUAGGUACCAAUGAGAUUUCGCCGCGAACGAAACCAAUCAGCAGAAAGUUAAAGGACUACCUAUUUGCGACAUUUGUCUUUCCUGGCGCGAUGCUCGUAGCAAUCACGUUUUGGGUUAUCAUGACCAUUGACCGGGAGCUUAUGCUUCCCAAAGCACUGGAUCCAAUCUUUCCAAAUUGGCUCAAUCAUGCUCUGCAUACAAAUAUUGUGCUUUUCGUACUGCUCGAAGUUUGCACCAGUUUCCGACAGUACCCAUCUCGCAAAGAUGGUCUUACCGGGAUACUUUCGUUCGGAGUAUGUUACCUCGCCUGGCUACACGUUAUUCGUCACUACGGUGGUGUUUGGGUCUAUGGUGUGUUAGAAGUACUUAAUCUUCCCAUGCGUAUUGCGUUCUUUGCCGCUAUUUUGGGACUUUCUGUUGGACUGUACCUUUUCGGAGAGUUGUUCAACAACGCUAUCUGGAUUCGAGAGCUCUGGACACUGAGAUCCGCCACCAAGAAGUCGAAAUAAACGAUCAUUUGUAAAGUUUAA